AAGCUUUCCAGAGAAAUUCUCUUUAAUGACCUACUUAGAUUUGCUUUAAAUAAAGUCAUCCUGACUGAAGUACACUUCUUUAUAACAGAGCUAUGAUGGACCGGUGGAUGUCAAUGCUUAUAAUGAAGAUUCUUGUGUUUGCUGUUCUUGUUACAUUUGUUACUUCGACGAAACAGAAUGCACGCAAAAAACGCACUUGGGUUGUAGAUUCACUGUCUAUGGAGGAAGAGAAUGCUGGCCCUUUCCCAUAUAAACUGGGUGAUUUAAACAUUGAGAAGAAGAUUAUCAGAGAAUACAUCAUUCAUGGACAGGGGAUUGAUGAAGAUCCAAAGGGAAUUCUUACUAUUGACAGAACUGAAGGAUCUGUUUAUGUUAAUGGCAAAGUGGACUAUGAGAAACACAAGAGUUUAACAAUCACAUUUGAAACAAAUGGAAAAUCAAAAAUAGAUUCAAACAAAUUUGCAGUGGACAUUGUGAUUCUGGAUGUUAAUGACCACGCACCUGUUUUUAAUAAGCCAGUCUAUGAAAUCACUAUUGAUGAAUCGACACCACAAGGUGAAGAUUUGGUCACAGUGAUGGCAACGGAUGAUGAUCAGGUUGGCACAGCAAACUCGUGGGUGACAUUUAGGAUUGUGUCAGUGACUCCCAGCCCCUCCAAUGCUGAAUUCUUCAUUCAACAAACUGGUGGAGAUAAAACAGGGAAAAUAUCUUUCAAAGGUUGCCUUGAUUAUGAGGAGGCACAGAAGUACACUAUUCUGGUUGAAGCAAAGGAUUAUGGUGAACAGCUGCAACUCUCUAGCACAGGCACAGUGAUAGUGAAUGUUAUCGACAAAAACAACCAUCUACCAGAAUUCAAUGGUAAAACAGGCUUUGUGAAAGUAAGAAAGGGAAAACUUGGAGAACCUGUUUAUCGACUGCAGGUGACAGAUAAAGAUAGCAGAGGAUCUGCAGCAUGGAUAGCCAAAUACUCCAUCCAGGGUGAAAAAGCAGAUCACUUUAUGAUUGAGACUGAUCCUGAUACAAAUGACGGAGUUAUUACAGUCAUCGAGUCAUUGAAUUAUGAAGAGAGGUCCAACUUAAGCCUGACAGUCAGUGUGGAGAACGAGGAUCUCUUCUUUAACUGUCGAGUUAAAGAACGUCUCAGUGAAGGCCUGUGGGAUAUAGAAAGUUUUAGAGGAAAGUCCAGUUUCACAACAGUGUCUCUACCAGUUAUAGUGGAAGAUGUUAAUGAAGCAUCUUUAUUCAUGGAGACCAUCAAACACGUGUAUGUAAUGGAGAACGUGAAGAUUGGACACAACCUGUGGACGUUCAGAGCUGUGGAUCAACUUGAUUCAGAUGAGAUCGUAUUCAUUCUAGGAAAAGAUGUAGGUGGUUGGAUAAGUGUAGAUUCACAAACAGGUCUUGUGUCGACAGCUAAAGUUCUGGACCGAGAGUCGCCCCUCGUAAAAGAUGACACCUAUACUGUUGUUAUAUAUGCUGUUGAUAAGGGUAUGCCAUCAAUGACCAGCACAGGGACUUUAAUUAUUCAUCUGAGAGAUGAGAACGAUAAUUCACCUGUUGUAAAGGUUGAAAAACUGAGCAUGUGCUUAUCUGAGAAAGCCACCAACAUUACAGCCAUCGAUCCGGACCUGCAUACAUACGGAGCGCCAUUCCACUUUCAGCUUAUGGGAAAUGUUAAAGGAAAAUGGAAGCUCGAUUCCACCUAUGGCACAACUGUAAGGUUGAUCAAAGAGGAAAAUGUGUUUCUGGGUGAUCAUAAACUCACAGUGAUGAUUUCUGACAGCCAGGGCAAAUAUUCACACCAGAACAUUCUGGUCCGUGUAUGUGACUGUGAUAUUACUGCAGACUGCAAUGAGACCAGAGCCCCGAUAAUAAAGCUGAACACCUUUGCCAUCGCUGCUUUAACCAUCAGCCUCAUAAUUCUGCUGGGAAUCCUGUUAAUGGCUUGCAAGAUCAGAAAUGGUGUGCAGAAAAAAGGCAGUAAACCGCUGGAGGGAUCUGUGCAGUCUCUCAUUCAUUACAACACAGAAGGACCUGGAACUGACUGCACGAUCGAGGACAUCAUCUUAAUGAAAUCUUCAAGUGAAAUGGCUCAAAUCUAUAUCUCAAGACAUUACUGAGCACACACCGAGGAUGGGAUUAAAUGACUGUAGACCUGCACUACAGUAUUCUUAUAUCGGGAUAAACCAAUACAAUCAGGAUCUAAAGAGACACAGUGAUUGAUUGAUUGAUUGAUGAUGCAUCUGAUAAUGCACGACACCAGAUUUUGAGUUUGAAGCUUCAAGUGAAUGAAUCUGUGAUGGACAUGUUGUUGAUUUUGUCUUCACUUCUAAAGCGGGACAGAUUAUUAUAUUUCAAUGACAUCUGUAAUCCAUACAUCCGUUUACUUCACAUAAACUCUCCUUUGAGAGAAACUUCUUAGUCUUCAAACAGACAUGGUGAGAAGAUUCAUUACAAAAUACAGUAUACACAUAUUAUGGUCUAAUGUUUGUAUUGUUUUGACCAAUAAUUUGUGUGUCCUUUACAUAUUUAUAAUGCACACUGUAUGUCCAGCAUGGAAAUGCAGUUAAAAUAAUACUGUGAUGACUUUAAUGUUUAAAAAGAGCUUCUGAAUAUAAAUCUGGAACUUGUACAACAUGACCUGUUUUAGUUUCAUCAAACUUUGUCUGUAUGUUUGGGCAGCCUAUAGUUAUUCUGACAAGACAGCAGUUGUUUGGACUCUGUUAAUGAAUGUGUAGUUAUAAGUGUGAUAUAUGAUCUGUGCCUAUAAGUAUUAAACAUCAAUUGCAUGAAAGUGAUACUGUAUGGAGAAAAAUAAGCACAUACAGUAAAUUUAAAUGUAUUUAAAUGUUCUUUUUCACUGAUAUGUUUAUCAUUAUGAAGGAUUUUUAUAUGAGUUGAAAAUAGUUUGUGUUUGUGUUACAUAUUUGUACAUAUUUGUAUAAUAAGUAUAAUGUUGGUAAGCCUUUGCAAUAAGGUUGUAUUUGUUUAGUAAAUGCAUUAGCUAACGUUAUUCUUAUUUGCUACGAGCAAUAUCGUUUAGCAUCAUUUAGUAAUUUUUGUUAAUGUUAGUUAAUGCAAAUACAAUUGUUCAUGUUAGUUCAGCGUGCAUUAAAUAAUGUUAACAGUCACAACAAAAGGAGUAGAAUAGAAGUAUUGUUCAAUGUAAGUUUAUGUUAACUAAUGCAUUAAUUAUACAGCCGUAUAAUAAAGUGUUACCAUAA
This is a messenger RNA of Misgurnus anguillicaudatus (oriental weatherfish), 3224 nucleotides long. Lineage: Eukaryota; Metazoa; Chordata; Actinopteri; Cypriniformes; Cobitidae. The record is from RefSeq and is a predicted model, not a curated record.